UUGUGUGCUGAUGUGUCAAAUACUGCUUUGUUGAAAACAGAUAUGCAGAAAGUUUCUGGAAUGAAAUGUGCAGGAAGGAAAAAACCAUCCAAAGGCAAUAGCUUGGAGCCUGAUAAUGAGAAACAAAUGCAUGAUAAAACACAUUUGAUUUCUUGUAACCUUCAAAGCAAUAGGAAAAAAAAUUCUUCAUGCCAGGAAACGGACAUGAAUCAAAGAUCAAAACGUUCUAAAAAUGUACAAUAUCAGGUUUUUUUCUCAUCUGACUCUGACACAGACACUUCUGUUUCUACUCCACCUUCCACAACAAAGCCCAGAAGGUUUUCUACUAGCAAAAGUAAGCGUGUGACAGUCAUUCACAAGCCACGUGUGACUCCUAAAAGUAACAGUAGCAAUUGCUCUAAGCAAGAAUUGGGGAGAUCUUUUUUAGAAGCAGACACCGAAAUGAAAGCAGUUGGCAAUUUUAAAACAACAGAUUCCUCCUUUCUACCUGAUACUGCGUUAAGUUUAAAUAAAAACUCCUCCCAAGAGCCAGACCAAGAUACUUAUGAUUUUGAUUCAUCAAACCCAAAAAUGAAAAGAGUGUUUGCUGAAAACUGUGGUAAUGCUAUGUUAGGCAUAAAAUCUGAUGCUAGCGUAAGUGAUAAAAAGUUAAACAGUAAGAAAUUUUUCCCUAGUAAACAAAAUCAUAAAAAAGAUGUAUCAGUAACAAAUAUUGCUGAUUCUUUCCCAAGAUCACAUUCAGAAAAUGAUAAAAAUUUAGAAAAAUGUAACUCCAAUUGGACAAAACCAAAUACAAUUGAAGAAGCAAAUGUGUCAAGUGACUCUGUUGAUUCAGAGAGAGAAUUGAAUCCUUUAGAACGAAAAAGGGUUUCCUUUGCUACACUUGAUUCAGUUUAUAAAUUCCAAAGAAAUUCUGCUGUCAUUUAUUGCGAUAAGCGUAAAACUGUGCAGUGUACUAAAAAUAAUGUUUCAAGUGACAGUGAGGAAAGCAGUGCUUCAGAAUUGGAUGGGGAAAAACCUGUAACGAAAGGCAAAGAGGGAAAAGUUCUUUCACUUCCUGAAGGUAUUAAAAAAGGACAACAUACAGUUAAGAAAGCAACAAAUGAGAGUGCAAAAAAUCAUGUGAUGCAGUCGAAGGAGCUCGGGCAAUGUCUCAAAGACAAAACCUUAGAAGUUGAUCCUCAUUCUUUGAUGCAUUAUGUAGCCACAAAUGGUGAAAUGGACCUUGAUGACGAGACUGAAAUUUAUACGUUUGUGCCAUCUGAACAGCAAGAGGUUGAAAAAACUGAUUCUGCAGAUUGUAAUGCUUCUAUGAUAACGAUGCAUAGGAGGUAAAAAUCAUAAAUACAGUAACAGCUUUGAUAUCAGUAAUACUCAUAUACAAGUCAGUCAUGCUUCUAAGAUUCCUUCCAAACCAGCAGAGGGCUUGGAAACAAAAAAGCUUUUAGUUGAAAAUUCUGUGCUUUCGCACUCUGCAUCUUUAAAUCCAAAUUACAAUUCAACCAAUACAACACAUACCUCACAUCAUACAAAGAACAGAGUGAAAAAUGUGAAGCUUGGUUCAAAUGGUAAAAUAAUUGAAAUUUCACCAGUGAAUGAGCAUAAUAAGGAUAUCUUGUGUUCUAAAGUAACAAAUGCCAAGUCUGAUACUGACCAAAAUAUGAACGAUGAAGAAGACAAAUCUGUAACUGGUCUGGCAAGCUUAAUAUCCCAGUUGAAGAAAGGUAAAAAGAGUAAAACUAUUCUGGAGAAAUGUAAUAAUGCCUCAAAAGAUUGCGUUUGAAAAUGUUACACCAGCAGAAGAUAUCCUCAUCAGUGAUAAGGUGAAGAAAGUUAAUUGCAGAAAGAAAAGUAUUUUACCAAGGAACACUUCUGGAAAGAAUGUAAAACAAUCAAAAACUCCAAAACAUCGAAAGCCUCUCAAAGAGAAAAAUGACUAUGUUCUCAAAAAAGUAGCUGACUCUCUGAAAUGCGAUCUGGGAGAAAACAAAAAAAGCAUUGGACUGACAACAGAACAAAUUGAAACGAAAGCAAUACCUGAAAGUUGUCCUAAUUUAGAGCAGCAACAAAACAGUGCAAAGGAUUCAAAGAUGACCCAAGAAGUAAAAAAACUCAGUUCUGUACAUCCAGAUCAAGAUAUGAAGACAAAUGAUGAAAAUAUCCCAGCUCCAAGAAGUAGUUUGACUGAUGAUCGACCAAAGAGGCGUUCCAAACCAGUGUGUUACACAGAGCCUAAUCUAAACAA
Uloborus diversus is the source of this 2245-nucleotide messenger RNA. RefSeq lists its product as uncharacterized. The transcript is spliced from 2 exons. The record is from RefSeq and is a predicted model, not a curated record. NCBI's taxonomy places the organism in Eukaryota, Metazoa, Arthropoda, Arachnida, Araneae, Uloboridae. Bases 43 to 1335 code for a protein of 430 amino acids.